Messenger RNA from Priceomyces carsonii, 1374 nucleotides. RefSeq names its product putative mannan endo-1,6-alpha-mannosidase (gene DFG5). Gene Ontology annotation, molecular function: mannan endo-1,6-alpha-mannosidase activity. The coding region runs from base 1 to 1374 and encodes 457 amino acids. Gene Ontology annotation, biological process: carbohydrate catabolic process; budding cell bud growth; fungal-type cell wall biogenesis. Lineage: Eukaryota; Fungi; Ascomycota; Pichiomycetes; Serinales; Debaryomycetaceae. The transcript has a single exon. The record is from RefSeq and is a predicted model, not a curated record.
AUGAAAGGAUUGCUGUGUAUGGGAAUCGUAAAUUCACUCAUAAAGCUUCUUUGCUUAGUGAAUGUGGUGUUCUCUUUAAGUGUUGAUGUUGAUGAUGAUGAAUCUAUUUGUGCUGCUGCCAAAAUCGUAGCAGACGGAGAGUGGAACUAUUAUGAAGGCUUUAAAAAGGGAGGUACAGUUGGAAUGUUUUCAGCCCCGAAUUAUUGGUGGAAUGCCGGUGAAGCAUUUGGUGGUUUGCUUGAUUAUUACAUUCUUUGUGAUAAAGAUAACUCAACUUUAAAAAAAUGGAUAUCGGACGGAAUGAUCCAUCAGGCAGGUGAGGAUUUCAAUUAUGUACCUUCAAAUCAGUCUAUGACCGAAGGAAAUGAUGAUCAAGGUGUAUGGGGUAUGACAACAAUGCAGGCAGUAGAAAGGAAUUUUACUGACGUGGGAGACCACAGUUGGUUAGAAUUAACACAAGCCAUUUAUAACACAAUGAAUUCAAGAUGGGAUUCAGAACAUUGCGGUGGUGGUUUGAGAUGGCAGAUUUUCACUUGGAACUCGGGUUAUGAUUACAAAAAUGCAAUUGCUAAUGGAUGCUUGUUUCACAUUGCAGCCAGACUUGCUAGAUACUUGGGUAAUGAAACUUAUGCAGAAACGGCAGAAAAGGUUUGGGAUUGGAUGGAGGACGUAGGUUUCUUGGGACAUGAUGGAGAUGAUCUUUAUGUCUAUGAUGGUGCAACAAUCUCGAAUAACUGCUCUGACGUCACCAAAACCAAAUGGUCGUACACGUACGGUAUAUUCAUGGCAGGUGCUGCCUAUAUGUACAAUUACACAAGUGAAGAAAAGUGGCUCGAAAGAACGCUUCAAAUACUUGAAGCAAGUAGCUACUUUUUCAGAGACAAUAUAAUGACUGAAUCAUCUUGUCUUUCAACGUCUGGGCUGAACAAAUGCAACAAUGACCAAAUGUCUUUCCGUUCAUUAUUUUCUCGAUGCAUUGGACUUACAUCGGUAUUGGCUUCGGAUUCAUAUGACACAAUAAGGCCCUUACUUGAAACAAGCGCUCAAGCUGCUGCGGGAACCUGUGAUGGAGGAGAAGAUGGGGUUACAUGCGGACAAAAUUGGUCAGGUGGUUACGAUGGAAAGUAUGGUUUAGGAACUCAGAUGAAUGUUCUUGAAGUACUUAUGGCAUUAUUGAAUAAAGAUGCGCACCCACCUUAUACGGCUCAUACGGGUGGCUCCUCUAAGAGUAACGUGAAUGCUGGAACGGAUACAGAUGACCAAACCAAUAAAAAUGAAUUGAAAAUUUCCGGAAAGGAUAAAGCGGGAGCUGGUGCCUUAACAGCUAUUGUAUUAGCAAUUAUACUAGGAGGUGCUGUUUGGAUGCUAUUUUAA